Fonsecaea erecta is the source of this 1353-nucleotide messenger RNA. Its product is annotated as indoleamine 2,3-dioxygenase. The coding region runs from base 1 to 1353 and encodes 450 amino acids. Gene Ontology annotation, molecular function: heme binding; metal ion binding. NCBI's taxonomy places the organism in Eukaryota, Fungi, Ascomycota, Eurotiomycetes, Chaetothyriales, Herpotrichiellaceae. The record is from RefSeq and is a predicted model, not a curated record. The transcript has 2 exons.
AUGCCAAUUGUUAAAGCAGAUAAGUCGCCUGGCCUCCUCGCUACAUUCAAGCUCGGCCCUGUUGUCGAUUCUGGCGCUUUGCCAGACUUGACUUCUUGCGUUGAUGAUCUGCGAACGGAUACUGGCGAGCUUGACCUCGAAGCCAUCACCGCCGCUUUUAGGGACUAUAGCUUCCUGGCCAGUGCGUAUCUGUUGGAGCCAUGUUGGGAGAUGUGGUCAAAGGACAAUGAAGCUGGCUACGGUUUGGGUAGAGCUAUCCUGCCAAAGUGCAUAGCGUCGCCGCUGGUGAAAGCCGCGGACAUCCUUGACAUCCCGCCAUUCAUGUCCUACGCAGCUUCAUAUGCGCUAUAUAAUUACUCUCUUGUCAAUCCUAACAUCGGCGCAAGUGUAUACGACAAUCUCCGCCUCAUCCGCGCGUUUGAACGCGGUCUUGAUCCGUCAAGCUCAGAAGCCGGCUUCAUCUUGACCCACAUCCACAUGGUCCAGGAAACAGGACCCUUGAUGUCUGGUGCGGUCGAAUUGCUCUCGACCAUCGAAAACUCUCCGAACGAUGUAUCUUCCGCAAUCUCGGCAUUCCAAACAAUGCUCUCCACCAUGGCCCGCAUCGAAUCCCACAUGGAACAAAUGUGGACGCAUUCCCUUCCCAAGGACUAUCUUUCAUACCGCACAUUCAUCUUUGGAAUCACUUCACAAUCCAUGUUCCCCGACGGGGUGAUCUACCAAGGCACCCGCUACGGGGACGCCAAACCGUUGUAUUUCCGCGGCGAAUCCGGCGCAAAUGACAGUAUCAUUCCUCUCUUGGAUCAUCUGAUGGAGAUACCCAUGCCGAGCAAUCCGCUCACGGAGAUCCUGAGAGACUUCAGGAGCUACCGACCAAAGACACACAGGGAAUUUCUGGCGUGGGUCAUGAGUAAAAGCGCAGAGCUUGGUGUGAGACAGUACUGUACUCAUCCUACUACUACUUCGCAGGAGACGCAAGCUCGCGGUGAUGCGGUCAUGGACGAGGCCAGCGCAUUGCUCUUGCCGGCACUCUACCUCAAAUUGCUUGACCAUGUGCGCAGUUUUCGCUGGCGGCACUGGUUGUUUGCGAGAGAAUAUAUUAUCAAGCGAUCCUCACACCCCACCGCCACGGGAGGGUCUCCCAUCGUUACAUGGCUUCCGAAUCAGUUGUUUGCGGUCAUGGAUUUGAUGGAAGAUGUGUAUGGUGAGAGCGGGUUGAAGAGAGUGGUGGAGCAGGGCACGGGAGAAACGACAGAGACAAGGGUGGUCAGGGAGAUGAUGCAGAAUGUGUCCAGCCAGAGGGACAAGCUGGACAAGGAAGUCAAGAAGUAUUGUGCGGAAAGGGGUGCUUGA